CUCAUGGGGAGUCUCCCAGAUGGCCACCAGGUGGCCCUGGGCCAAGCUGGGAUUGGAGCCUGGACUGACUUAGGCCACGGCCCGGGGAGGGUCCAACUCACAGGGGCUUCCUUGGGGAGGCCUCACCCAGCUACUCCUCUGCUGUCAUCCACUGGGUCCUGGCCCUGCCCCCACCCCAUUCUGCUCUGUGUUUGCACAAGGACCAUGGCCUGUCCCACCCCGCUGGUUAAUAAGCAACCUGGCUGCUGAGGGGGGCUGCCCAGGCACGUAAAGAUUUCCCAGGUGCUGGAGAGCAGCAGCCCCUCGUACCCUGUCUGUGAGAGGAGCAUCUCAUGGACAAGGCUCAGACCAUGUCCCAGCUGGUGGAAUGUGUCCCCAACUUUUCAGAGGGGAGCAACCAGGAGGUGAUUGACGCCAUCUCCCAGGCUGUGACACAGACCCCAGGCUGUGUGCUCCUGGAUGUGGACACAGGCCCCUCCACCAACCGUACUGUGUACACAUUUGUGGGGCGGCCCCAGGAUGUGGUGGAGGGGGCCCUCAAUGCCGCCCGGGCCGCCUCCCAGCUCAUUGACAUGCGCAGGCACAAAGGGGAGCAUCCUCGGAUGGGCGCCCUGGACGUCUGCCCCUUCAUCCCCGUGAGGGGGGUCACCAUGGACGAGUGUGUGCUCUGCGCCCAGGCCUUUGGCCAGCAGCUGGCAGAGGAGCUGGGCGUGCCAGUGUACCUCUACGGUGAGGCGGCGCAGACAGCCAGUCGCCGGACCCUGCCGGCCAUCCGGGCCGGGGAGUAUGAGGCCCUCCCUGAGAAGCUCAAGCAGGCCGAGUGGGCACCCGACUUUGGCCCCAGCAACUUCGUCCCCAGCUGGGGUGCCACUGUCACAGGGGCCCGGAAUUUCCUCAUCGCAUUCAACAUCAACCUUCUCAGCACCAAGGAGCAGGCACACCGCAUCGCCCUCAACCUGCGGGAGCAGGGCCGCGGGGAGGGCCAGCCAGGACGCCUGAAAAAGGUCCAGGGCAUUGGCUGGUACCUGGAUGAGAAGAGCCUGGCUCAGGUGUCCACGAACCUCCUGGACUUUGAGGUCACAGGGCUGCACACUGUCUAUGAGGAGACCUGCAGAGAAGCCCAGGAGCUGAGCCUCCCAGUGGUGGGCUCCCAGCUGGUAGGCCUGGUGCCUCUGAAGGCUCUGCUGGACGUGGCCGCGUUCUACUGCGAGAAGGAGAACCUCUUCAUCCUGGAGGAGGAGCAGCGCAUCCGGCUGGUGGUGAGCCGGCUGGGCCUGGACUCCCUAUCCCCCUUCAACCCCAAGGAGCGGGUCAUCGAGUACCUAGUCCCUGGCGGGCCGGAGCAGAGCCUGGUGGACAAGCCCCUGCGCACCUUCAUCCGCGAGGUGGGAGCCCGCUCCGCAGCCCCGGGGGGCGGCUCGGUGGCGGCGGCCUGCGCAGCCCUGGGCGCGGCGCUGGCCUGCAUGGUGGGCCUGAUGACCUACGGGCGGCGGCAGUUCGAGGCCCUGGACGCGGCCGUGCGGCGCCUGGUGCCACCCCUGCACGCGGCCUCGGCGGCGCUGAGCGCGCUGGUGGACGCGGACACGCGGGCCUUCGAGGGCUACCUGGAUGCAAUGAAGCUGCCCAAGAACACGGCUGAGGAAAGGGACAGGCGCACGGCUGCCCUGCAGGAGGGGCUGAGGCGGGCUGUGGCCGUGCCCAUGCAGCUGGCGGAGACGGUGGCCUCCCUGUGGCCGGUGCUGCAGGAACUGGCCCUGUGUGGGAACCCCGCCUGCCGGUCGGACCUGCAGGUGGCGGCCAAAGCCCUGGAGAUGGGCGUGUUUGGUGCGUAUUUCAACGUGCUUGUCAACCUGACUGACAUUGCGGACGAUGAGUUUAAGGAGCAGAUCUGUGGAUUCCUCACAGCACAGACAUGACUCUUGGCUGCCGUGUUCUCUGAUAAGCUCCCCCAUCUGUUUUCUAUUUUGUUUAUAUCAACAUUUUGGUUAGAGUCACUCAAAUUUAUAUGUAUGCUUAUCACACCUGCAGGGAAGAGGGAGAGGGCCCUAAUUAAAAGUUUUGCUUUCUUUUUGUCACUAGGAAUGCCACUGGGGCCUUCCCCUCACUGUCCCCACCCAGUAGGGACACCCCCCUGGGCCCCUACCCAAUGGUGCGAGGCCCUGGUGGCAGAACCUGGCCUCUAGCUCCCCAGCACUGUGAGCAUGGGGCCCUCCCCACCACACGGAGGUGGGGUGGGGUGCUGGGGGGCCCUUAUGUGGGGGAGCACAGAGGGGCUGCCCUGGCAUCCUGCCUCCCCUGCCAGUCAUGGGCGGGCAGUGGGGCUGGGCCUGGGAGUGUGGGGUGCGUGGCGACUGGACACUGGUUGGUCCCUAGCCUGGCCCUUGAAGAAGGCUUUUCCCAGUGUCCCAGCUCCGCCCCUGAGAUGCACAGAGUGGUGUGGGUCAGGAGGUUACAGCCUGGCCCCAGGACAUCUGGGACAUUACCGAGGGACACUGAAGGGGGACAGGACGGUACUGGGGGGCUGCUGUGGUGACAUAGGUGAGGGGACACUGGUGAGGGGUGCUGGUAAGAGGAUCGGUGAGGACCCUGAUGAGGGAAUACUGGUGAGGGGACAUUGGUGAGGAGAUGCUGGCGAGGGGGCACUGGUGAGGGGACCCUGGCUUGUGUACUUCCCUGGCCCAGGAGUCACAGGGCCCUGGGACCCCCACCCACAGGCCCUGCUCCCUGGCUAAGCCUCAUGUGGGUGCCAUGCAUUGCCCAGUGGUUCUUUGACCCCUGCUGUGUGCCUGGUACCCCAGUUUCCUCUGAGAGGCUGCUGAGCCAGGCCACCGGGCCGAUCUUUGCCAAGUCUCCUUAACUCAUGUCUGCGGCUCUCAGGGGACAAGACACAGAUCCAAGUGGGCCUGGUGGCGGGGGGGGA
Messenger RNA from Manis pentadactyla (Chinese pangolin), 2920 nucleotides. RefSeq names its product formimidoyltransferase cyclodeaminase (gene FTCD). The transcript has 14 exons. The record is from RefSeq and is a predicted model, not a curated record. Gene Ontology annotation, molecular function: transferase activity; folic acid binding. Bases 333 to 1916 code for a protein of 527 amino acids. Lineage: Eukaryota; Metazoa; Chordata; Mammalia; Pholidota; Manidae.